GUAAAUCCGGUACAGAAUAGUGAGUUGGCUCCUCGACUAAAGUCACCAACUCCCUACCUUCAAUCAAGGAUGCUCUAUCAACCUAGGCAGAUAUUCUCAUUCUAGGUCAAAGCAGAAACAACAGGAAUUUGAUCAGGAUUCAAGUCAUUCAAUCAUUCAAACCUCAAUCGAAUAUAAUCAAAUCAUAGAAUCAGUACUUGGGUUCAUACAAUCAAACCUAACAUACAAAUCUAGGGUUCUCCAUACCCAGAUGAAUGGGAGAACUACUCCAUGGAAAAAAAAAAUCAAAAGCAGAAUUAGACGCGGAAUUCAUACUGUGAAGGAUGGAUUCCUGCUCCUGGAUGUUGAUCGGCACUUCUCCAAGCUCAAACUGGCCUCCAAUGGUGAUGAAGAUCAAUCUAGGGCACUUGGACACUCUUGUUCGUCGCUUUCUCUCUCUAGGAAUCGCUCCGUCCUUCUAAAACUCGAAUCCCCUUCUGUUUUGGCUGAAAUCUGCUUAAAAGGGCAUCAGUGGCCAAAGCACGGUCGAGGGCACGGCCGUGCUUUGCCUCAGCCCGCCCGUGCUUUGGCUAGGGUUAAUUACACGGCCAUUGUGUUGGGAGAAACACGGCCGUGCUUUUGGGAGGACACGGCCGUGCUUUGGUGGACAUGGCCGUGCUUCCAGCCCGUGUUUGCAGCUUGAAUUUGCCAAACUCAAUUAGCUCUCGGGAGUAAAAGCACGGCCACAGAACACGGCCGUGUUCUGUUUUAGGUGUGCCCGUGUUUUGGCUCCAGCUCGACGAAAUGACUUCUGAAUGCCCCGAAACUCGUGCUUAGCCUUUCCUUUGACGCCUGGGACCUCAAAUAUGACAAAAUAGCACAACCCGGCGUAAAAUAGGCCAAAAAUACCCGACUAUGCCCCUCAAACGGAUAAGAACUAGGGGCGCAAAUAUGUGCAAUUACAUCGUUAUCACCUAACAAUGGCCAAGGGUAACCAAUGAAAGGGACUGCAGUAAAGUGGCACAAGUAAUAAAUAUCGAAUCCACGUGUCUCUAGUGUUACUAUUACCCAGCUUCAAUUCAUUAUCUAGCAAACUAGAUUAAGGAUUGAUUUACUAAACUACUCUACUAAUUACAAGUUGGGAACUCACUUAGGUAUGAUUCCCCCUAGCUCCUCAAUUAGGUCCAAGUUGCAAUUACCUUUGGUUGAUAUACUGUUGAUUAAACUGCGGAAGAUCCUAAAUUAGCUUGGAAUCUCUUAAGCUGACCAAGCCCUCUUAGACAGAAUACCCGGCAGGCGACUAGCCUUCACCGGGAUAGACUGCUGAGGCGAUUCACACAGAUCUCCACUACUGGAAUGAAUUUCAGUACAAAGCAGUGAAUUGAUUGACUCUUGCACAACCAAUUCACCACUAUCAAUCAAGGAAGCUCUCUUAACCUAAUCAGAUUCUAUCUAUCAUAGGUUAAAGCAGAAAUCAAGAGAAUUUGAUCAAGAUUCAAUUGACUCAAUAAAUCACGCCUCAAUAGAUUAUAAUCAAACAAUAUAACAUCCAAAACUUCAUACAAGAAAGAUCCUAACACAUGGAACUAGGGUUCCUCAAAACCUAAGUGAAGGGAAGUUACUCCACAGAGAAGAGGGAGACUGCAGAAAUCUGAUCUAGAUCUUCAAUCUCCAUCUCCAAGCUUGAUUAUCGAGCUCCAAUGGUGAAGAAAUCCUCCAAAAUAGCUCCAAGAAUGUUCCCAAGUCGCUCUCUCUCUCUCUCCAGGGUUCGUCCCUUGGGUGUUUGGGAUCCAAAAACCCAGCUCUCCCUCUCCUUUGGCUCAAAAUUGGCUUAAAACCAGAAAUUCCCGACUCACACGGCCAAGCCACACCGCCGUGUGACUUUCCCAGCUGCCCGUGUGAGUGUCUAAACACGUUUCGAUUAGUGGGCAACCAAGCAAGCUGCACGGGCAGAGGCCACACGGUCGUGUGGCUCCCCAGGCUGUCAGUGUGGCUUUUACCGAGCCUUCACACUGCCACAAGGGGCCCAUACACGGCCGUGUGAGGUGCAAUGGUGCCCGUGUGGCUUCCCAGCUUCUCGCCAAACAUCCAAACUUCGUCCAAUCGACCCCGAACUCGUUCCCAAACCUUCAUUCACGUACUAGGACCUGAAAUAUCACAAACAAGCACAACCUAGCGUGAAAUCGGCCUAAAACACGAGAAUCAACAUCUCAAACGGCUCAAGAAUAGGGGUAAAAACAUGUGUAAUUAUUGCUCUAUCAAUUACCCACGUCCCACAACACCUGAUUUAGCUCUCAAAGAGAAACACACCAUUAUCCAAAAUAAAUACAACUCAAAUUCUAUUUAUGAAUGAAAUUUUGAUGGAUUUUCAGAUUAUCAAAUUUUGAACCUUCUUCAACAAAUGACCAUGGUAGCUAAUGCUUACAAAACACAAAAUCAAACUUCUGAUUUCGCUAUAGCUGAACUACUUAUAGCCGGCUUUGCUGGUCAAUUAAAGGGUUGGUGGGAUAAUAUCUUAACCGCAGAAGACCAGAGAACUAUUUUUACAGCUGUCAAAUGUGAUUCUUCUGGAGGAGCCAUCACAAGAUUCAACAAUGUCAUUCAAACCAGCAUCCAUAGAACCAAUAAGAACCAAUAAAAGGA
Linum trigynum is the source of this 2622-nucleotide messenger RNA. The record is from the annotation of a GenBank genome assembly. Lineage: Eukaryota; Viridiplantae; Streptophyta; Magnoliopsida; Malpighiales; Linaceae.